This is a messenger RNA of Eremothecium cymbalariae DBVPG#7215, 1818 nucleotides long. RefSeq names its product transmembrane 9 family protein. Gene Ontology annotation, cellular component: fungal-type vacuole membrane; endosome. The transcript has a single exon. The coding region runs from base 1 to 1818 and encodes 605 amino acids. The record is from RefSeq and is a predicted model, not a curated record. Gene Ontology annotation, biological process: protein localization to membrane; vacuolar transport. NCBI's taxonomy places the organism in Eukaryota, Fungi, Ascomycota, Saccharomycetes, Saccharomycetales, Saccharomycetaceae.
AUGAGGUUGAUUCGAUCGUUCUUGUUGUGCGCGGGGGUCAGCUAUGGAUUCUACUUUCCUGGUGUAUCUCCAGUUACGUACCAUAUUGGAGAUGAGAUUCCAUUGCUAGUGAACUAUCUUUCUAGUGAUUUUUUGUGGAACAUAGAUUACUAUUCUGAUAGCAUCGGUUUAUGUAAGCCAAAUACUAUAAAGGAGCAAUCUGAAUCGUUAGGAUCAGUUAUAUUUGGUGAUAGGUUGUACAACUCGCCAUUUAAAGUGAGCAUGUUAAAAAAUAGUGAAUGUGUCAAGCUUUGUGAUACCACAAUAGACACCGCUUUAUGGAAUACGUUCUUUGGGUAUCGAUAUUCUUAUAAUUGGUUAGUGGAUGGGUUACCUGUAUUGGGUAUUGAUGGUACUUCGGAUGCUAAUGGUUACCAUAAUAAUUCAGAGCUUUUCAUGGGAUAUCAAGCUGAUGAGCAGAAGUACAUCUACAAUCAUUUUGACAUAUAUAUCCACUACAAUGAUCGUGGUAAAGGUGAAUAUCGGGUCGUUUUUGCAGAAGCGAAGCCAAUUUCUUUACCACGUACAGGUUCUGAACUUUGUUCAAAAGAUGCUAAGCCAGUUCCAAUCGGUUCAGGUAAUCAUGAGAAUAUUACGUUCACAUAUUCAGUGAUAUUCAAAAAGAGUGACAUAUCUUGGUCUACUAGAUGGGAUCAAUAUCUUCAUGUUUAUGACUUUGAUAUUCAAUUGGCUGAACUUAUCAGCUUUAGUUUGGUCGUUUUGUUACUAUCUUCCGUUCUUGUUCAUUCACUGUUCCGUGUAUUGAAACGAGACAUUGCCGCUUAUAGCGAAUUCAAUUUAGACGAUGAGUUUCAACAAGAUUAUUGCUGGAAAAUAAUACAUGGUGAGGUUUUUAGAUCACCUAGCAAGGCUUUACUGCUAUCCGUAUUCGUUGGUUCCGGCUCACAGCUAUUUUUCAUGGCGCUUUGCACUGUAUUACUCGGCUCCUGUGGAUUUUUAUCUCCAAGUGCUAGAGGUUCCUUAGGGACUGUCAUGUUUGUUCUCUAUGCACUUUUUGGUGGAGUUGGUUCUUACACAUCCAUGUCCAUUUAUAAAUUCUUUGGUGGUCAGAAUUGGAAAUUGAAUUUAAUCCUCACUCCGUUACUAAUUCCGGUGUUUUUAUUUGUUACAACGGUAUUGCUUAACUUUUUUCUCAUAUACGCCAAAUCCUCUGGUGCAAUGCCCUUUGGUACCAUGGUAACGAUUAUCAUAUUAUGGUUUAUAUUGUCUGUCCCAGUAUCUAUCAUUGGUUCUUUAUUAUCUUGGAAACUAAAUCGAUGGGAUGAGCAUCCGGCUAAAACAAAUCAAAUUGCGAGGCAAGUUCCAUCCCAACCUUGGUACAUAAAGACUUGGGUCGCUACUUUCCUAGCAGGCAUGUUCCCAUUUGGUGCGAUGGCAGUCGAACUAUAUUAUAUCUACGCUUCAAUAUGGGGUGAAAUCAUUUUCUUCAUGUAUGGUUUUUUAUUUGUUGCGUUCAUAUUAUUGACCCUGACCACAUCUUUAGUGACUAUAUUACUCACAUAUUAUUCCUUAUGUAUGGAGAAUUGGAAAUGGCAAUGGCGUUCGUUUAUUAUCGGUGGUGUUGGCUGUUCUGUGUAUGUGUUCCUACAUUCUCUAUUUUUUAUUAAGUUUAAAUUCCCAGGGUUCGUCAGCAUGGUGUUGUACCUUGGGUAUUCCGCCAUGGUCAGUAUUGUAUGUUGCUUAGUUACUGGGUCUAUUGGUUUCUUAGCAAACCUAUGGUUUGUUAGGAAGAUUUAUUCCAACAUUAAAGUCGAUUAG